This is a messenger RNA of Raphanus sativus (radish), 675 nucleotides long. RefSeq lists its product as uncharacterized. The transcript has 3 exons. Bases 46 to 675 code for a protein of 209 amino acids. Lineage: Eukaryota; Viridiplantae; Streptophyta; Magnoliopsida; Brassicales; Brassicaceae. Gene Ontology annotation, cellular component: extracellular region; vesicle. Gene Ontology annotation, biological process: regulation of protein localization to cell surface; double fertilization forming a zygote and endosperm; regulation of double fertilization forming a zygote and endosperm. The record is from RefSeq and is a predicted model, not a curated record.
UGUAACCAAAUAAACACAAAGAAAAGUGGAAAAAGAUUGAUAAAAAUGGAAAGCAAAGUGCUUUUCUCAAUGAUCUUAGUUGCAUCAUCUCUUUGGGCUGCAACUUUUGUCACUCAAGGAGUUGCUCAAGUGCAAAUGUCAGCAACAAUUCCUGGCAUUUUUCCUGGUUUACCUAUUGAUUUCGUAAAAUGUUGGUCGUCUCUUUUUAACGUUGAAGGAUGUGUGCUCCAAAUCUCCAAUUCGAUUCUUUCUGGCAAGUUUGAAAAUCUCAAAGCAGCGUGUUGCAAGGCGUUCUCAUCCCUAGAUGCAAAUUGUUGGCCUCAAAUGUUUCCACUGAACCCAUUCUUCCCACCUUUCCUCAAGGAAAAUUGUGCUCACAUCGUUCCCAACCCACCUACAGACAAGACCGCAACAAUUCCUGGCAUUUUUCCUGGUUUACCUAUUGAUUUGGUAAAAUGUUGGUCAUCUCUUUUUAACGUUGAAGGAUGUGUGCUCCAAAUCUCCAAUUCGAUUCUUUCUGGCAAGUUUGAAAAUCUCGAAGCAGAAUGUUGCAAGGCGUUCUCAUCCCUAGAUGCAAAUUGUUGGCCUCAAAUGUUUCCACUGAACCCAUUCUUCCCACCUUUCCUCAAGGAAAAUUGUGCUCGCAUCGUUCCCAACCCACCUACACACAAGUGA